Messenger RNA from Parascedosporium putredinis, 477 nucleotides. The record is from the annotation of a GenBank genome assembly. Lineage: Eukaryota; Fungi; Ascomycota; Sordariomycetes; Microascales; Microascaceae.
AUGCAAAAGAUAUGCAAGGGCAAAGCGCACCGCAACCUACUCCUCGUGUCGUAUAAGUCGUCCAAUAUCCUGCGGAAGUCGCUCAAGGUACCGCAGCCCGAGCUACGGCUCUACACGCUUAAGCUCUUCAAGAACCAGGUACCUUAUUGCGGCCGCAAGUGGCGGCAGAGCAACAUGCGGGUUAUUACGGCCGUGUACCUACACUGCCGACCGGAGCUGCGCGACGAAUGGCUCGCGGGCAGCGACGUGGACGCUGAGGUCGACUCGGCCGUACCCCUCGAGCAGGCGCUGCGCGGCCUCGCCCACUGGUUCAAUAUCCGCCGGUACCCUGACGGCGUGGCACCCGGCGUGCGCGCCUCAGUGCGUCAAGAGCAGGAUUUCUUCUCCAGGGAGGUGGAUAGAUUGGAGGUGGCGUGGGUGGAUGAUGCAGAAAUAGCCGACUGGGAGCAGGAAGCAGCCUUGGCGAUGGGGUAUUAA